UCAAACCCUAACUCGCUUUGGUUUCUCCCCUGCCAGCUGGUUCAUAAAGCUGUACCGCCUCCUCAUCAGAAGUACCAGCAGCCCGCACCAUCUUCCACCACUUGUUCCUACAAUUCCUCCAUGAUGAACGGUCCAAUACCGGCGACUACUUCGUUGUCGUCAUCCUCGGUCAUAAACUUCCACAUAGAGCCACCCUCCUCGGCGACGAACCAAGGCUUCUACAGCAACUUUUCGAGCUUUGGCUGGCCGGCGAUGGAGGAGGAGAAGGUCGGGAUGAAGAGAGCGCAUCCCUUGUCGUCGACCAAGCAGGAGAGCAGCAACGAGAGUGUGGACGUCCCACAUCCUAACUUCAUGUACCACAACAAGCCGCAGCAGCCGCCGCCGCCGCCAUUCCCGUCGGUGGUUCACCACCACCACCACCACGAGUCUCCUUCCUCCUUCAACUUCGGCUCCGGCCCAGUUUUCAACUUCUCUUCCCCUACCCACUAUUUUAGAGAUGGGUGUUCGGGUUGGAACGUGACGUGGCAAGCCGAUCCUAGGAGAUCGAUGAGAGAGAGUGGAUCGGUGACGACGUUCCCGGGAGAUUUUCUAACUCUAGCUCCCCCCACAUCUCCUCCUCCUAGCUCAACAGCAGCAGCCGAAGCUGCCGCCGGUGGAGUCGUCGGCGGCGGUGGAGGAGGGUGUAACUCGAGUAAUUUUAGGCUCAACGAUCCACACUUUCAUCGUACAACCAAGAAGUUCGAACUCGAUUCAUCCUCACUCCACAGCCACUACCAUCACCACCACCAUCACCGAGGUGGAAUGGAAGAUCAAAUGGCGGGUGACUCAAGAGCAAGAUAUCAACAACAAAACCAACAGAUGAUGCAGCAGCUGGAACCGCAGCCGCAGCAGCAAGGGAUUUGCCACAACGGCUGCAGCUUCCCCCACAAAGUGAUUAAUGUAGAAGAUGAACGGCGAAGUUCCCUCAUCAAUUCUAACGGUGGUGGUGAUCAUCAUCAUCAUAAACUUGAAAACGUUGACCUCAACUUGAAGCUAUAAAACUAUUAACAUACAAAAUGAAAUAAAAGAAAAGGGGGAAAGUCAAUUUGUAACAUGCUUCAUAUACCUAUAAGAAUAAGCUUCAAUGAUUUCAUGUAUUUGAUUGCUUAUAUUCACUCAUC
Molecule: messenger RNA, 1160 nt
Organism: Linum tenue
Lineage: Eukaryota; Viridiplantae; Streptophyta; Magnoliopsida; Malpighiales; Linaceae
Source: the annotation of a GenBank genome assembly